Molecule: messenger RNA, 1757 nt
Organism: Microtus oregoni (creeping vole)
Lineage: Eukaryota; Metazoa; Chordata; Mammalia; Rodentia; Cricetidae
Gene: Lag3
Product: lymphocyte activating 3
Exons: 9
Coding region: 112-1701 (529 amino acids)
Molecular function (GO): MHC class II protein binding; transmembrane signaling receptor activity
Source: RefSeq, a predicted model, not a curated record
UCACUGCGUGGCCUUGCGUCUACUCUGCUCUCUGCCCCAGCCCUGCCCUGUCCCAGGGGACCCCUUUCUGACCUCUCUUGGAGGGCUAGGGAGGCCCAGGCCAUAGAGGAGAUGAGGGAGACUCUGCUCCUAGGCCUUCUGCUUCUGAGACUGCUGUGGGAAGCUCCAGCCGUGGUUUCAGAGCCUGGGAGAGAGGACUCCGUGGUGUGGGCCCAGGAGGGGGCCCCUGUCCAUCUUCCUUGCAGCCCCCAACUCCCCCACCGGAAUCCCGACCUUCUACGAAGAGGAGUGGUCACUUGGCAACAUCAACCAGAUGGGUAUGCACCCCACUCCGCCCCUGCCCUUGACCGUCUCAGGGGGAAGCCCUUGCCUGGGAGGUCGGCCCCCCAUCGCUACACGGUGCUGAGCGUGGCUCCGGGAGGCCUGCGCAGCGGGAGGCUGCCCCUGCAAAGCCGCGUGCAGCUGGACGAGCGCCGCCUCCAGCGCGGGGACUUCUCGCUGUGGCUGCGUCCAGCCCGGCGCGCCGACGCUGGCGAGUACCACGCUGUGGUGCGCUUCCCGGACCGCACCCUCUCCUGCCGUCUCCGCCUGAGCGUCGGCCAGGCCUCGAUGAUCGCCAGUCCCUCGGGACCCCUCAGGCCGUCUGAUUGGGUCAUUUUGAACUGCUCCUUCAGUCGUCCUGACCGCCCAGUCUCUGUGCACUGGUUCCAGGGUCAGAGCCGAGUUCCUGUCCACAAGUCCGCCCAUCACCACUUAGCUGAAAGUUUCCUCUUUCUCCCACAAGUCAGUCCCCUGGACUCCGGGACCUGGGGCUGUGUCCUCACCUACAGAGAUGGCUUCAAUGUCUCUAUCACACACAACCUCGAGGUUCUGGGUCUAGAGCCCCUAGCUCCUCUGACAGUGUAUGCUGCUGCAGGCUCUAGGGUGGAGCUGCCCUGUCAUUUGCCCCAGGCUAUGGGGACCUCUUCUUCACUCACUGCCAAGUGGACUCCUCCUGGGGGAGGCUCUGAGCGCCUGGUGACCGGGAAGAGUGGCAGUUUUGCCCUUCGACUUGAGACUGUGGGUCUGGAGCAGGCUGGGACCUACACCUGUAGUGUCCAUCUGCAGGGGCGGCAGCUCAGUGCUGUGGUCACUUUGGCGGUCAUCACAGUGACUCAUCAGUCCUUGGGGUUACCUGGCUCCCUGGGAAAGCUGAUGUGUGAGGUGACCCCCGCAUCUGGACAAGAAAGAUUUGUGUGGCGCCGCCUGAACAAUGGUUCCAGGAGUUCUCCGGGCCCUGGGUUGGAGAUACAGGAGACCCGGUUCCUUGCUGAGCCUUGGCAAUGCCAGCUUUUUCAGGGACAGAAGCUUCUUGGAGCAGCGGUGCACAUCGCAGAGUCUAGCCCAGGUGCCCGCAGUGCAAGGAGAGCCUCAGGUGACCUUAAAGGAGACCAUCUCUUUCUCCUUCUGAUCCUCGGCACUUUCUCACUGUUCCUCGUGGUGACUGGGGCCUUUGGCUUCCACCUAUGGAGAAGACAGUGGCUAUGGAGAAGAUUUUCUGCCCUAGAGAACAGGAUUCACCCACCUCCCAGUCUGAGUAAGACAGAGGAGCUGGAGCGAGACCUGGAGAUAGAGAUGGAGCAGGAGCCAGAGCCGGAGCCGGAGCCAGAGCCGGAAUUGGAGCAGGAGCCCCAGCCAGAGCCAGAGCCCAGGCAGCAGUGACCUGGAGCUGAGUGGCCAGCAGAUCUCAGCAGCUCCAGCCAGAAUAAAUUCCCUGU